UUGUGUGGGUCGGACUCGGAUGGCGUCAACUCGGUUUUGAUGGGGUCGUAUCCCGUGCAGCUUUCAUCCGGUGUUGCUGUAUCUAUCUAUCAGUCGACUCGCGCACACGUCGCGUUCUUGGAAAGAACACUCUGGGCUCUGCUUCGGUCCGAGGCUUUCUUGUGGAUUGAUUCGGUUCUGCAAGGUCGGCUUCUUGCUUGUCUUGUGUGUCUGUUCGGCUCUUCGUUUCUGGUUUUGGGUUCGGGCCAAAAUGGGUUCCCAGGGAAUGAUCUUUCUUGCUCGGUGUUGCGACGUUCUUGAAGAUGGGAGUGAUGAAGCAAAAUUAUCGAUUUCGGCUUUCUGUGCAGUGGGUUUAGGAUUUUGCAUGUGCUGUGCUUACUCUUACUCUUGGCUGUCUUCAUGUUCACUAACUUUAUGUCAUCUAGUGUAUUGAGAGAUAGACGAGGGGUUUUAGUAUUCUUUUGAACUUUACUUUCUGGAGUGAAAUUUUGUCUACUUGCAACAUUCUAAUCUACUAGCAACUAUUCUCCAUUAUGACUUUUCAAGCUAAACAGCAAUGUCUACCGAUCUAUAACUAAAUAUGAGCAGUGAAUUUUUUAUUUUCAGCACUGGGUAAAUGGUACAGUUCUAGCGAAAACAUUGUCUUAGGUAUCAUGCUUUGUUUAACUAGCUGCGGGUUUCGUGGCUUUCAAGAUCACUUGAUAAGUAUCCACUUGUUUUUUGAGUCCCAUGCUUCGCGUGUGAAUCCUUUGGUAAUCUGAGUUCUCAUGAGUUUUCAUGGCUUUUAGUUUUCCUUUUUGCUUCCAUAGUAAUCGAUUCUGUUGUGCAGCCACACAAAAAUGCCAGACAUUGACUUGGGAUCUCACACUACACAAUCCCAUGGAUUCAAGGUGGCAAAAGUGCAUAAGCACGACUGGCUCAUUCUUUUGCUUCUUGUGGUGAUAGAAGCCAUCUUACUUAUAAUAGAACCAUGAAAUAUCCUCUGAAGGGCAAUACCGUGCCCUUUUGGGAUGUCCCAAUGAUCGCCAUAGUGUUUCCGUUCGUCGUCUUUCUUGCUUACUACUUCACACGCAAAGACGUUUAUGAUUUCCAUCACGCGAUUUUGGGCCUUCUAUUUGCGGUACUUUUGACUGCGGUGAUUACCGAUGCUAUAAAAGAUGCCGUUGGACGACCAAGACCAGACUUCCCGCCCUUGGAAGACGCCCCGGACAUCGGAGCCGUUCGUUGAAACCCCACCCCAGAUAGGAGCUCUUUCUCUCAACACCCCCGAUCUCAAAAUUCAUUUUUUUCUCGAAGAUCGUAGGCAUCUUGCAUAGAAAUAUUGGUUGAUCCGUGCCUAAUAAUGUCGAUUCAAACCUUCAUAUGUUGAGACUAAGCCUCAAGCUUGCUGUCCGAAGUGCGUGUCAUGCGUUUGCUAAAAUGCCCAAAAGAAAAGAUGGCCGAGGAAUUUUCACGUAU
Messenger RNA from Eucalyptus grandis, 1458 nucleotides. Its product is annotated as lipid phosphate phosphatase 2-like. The coding region runs from base 971 to 1228 and encodes 85 amino acids. The record is from RefSeq and is a predicted model, not a curated record. Gene Ontology annotation, biological process: phospholipid metabolic process. Gene Ontology annotation, molecular function: phosphatidate phosphatase activity. NCBI's taxonomy places the organism in Eukaryota, Viridiplantae, Streptophyta, Magnoliopsida, Myrtales, Myrtaceae. The transcript is spliced from 3 exons.